AGGAGCCACGCAAUGCAUUGUGGGUCCGUGCGGCGACAGACGCCAUGAUUCUUCUGUCCGGAGCAGAAAAUGGACGCAUCCUGCUCCCCCAGUGAGCGCCUGUAGCUCCUAGACGGGUCCACGCAGCUUGCUCAGACCACCCAUCCACACCCGUCCCCUCCGAGCGACUCCGACUGGUCCGUGUCGCGGCGCCUCUGUGAACUUUAUAAAGUUUGCGUGCGGAGUGUCGCCGCCGCUGGAGUGGAGCUGCGUUAGCAUUGCUAGCCGCGGAGAGGCUAACACGAUAAGAACUGCCGUGUGUUGGUGAAAAGAAGCCGAUCAGCUGAAGGGCACAGACACGGCACCGACCACGGGCUACGCCUGAAGGUAUGGCCUGGAUUUGAUUUGGACGGCGCUGGUGAUGGCAGAAGGGACCGACACUGGCGAAAUGCCCUCCUUUGACCCGAGUCCUAGUUUUGAAGCAAAAAAGAGACCUACUUCUUCUGAUGGCAGAGACGAGCCCAUGAGGAAAAUGCCGGUGACAAAAUUUGGUUCCAGACCCCGAUUUGAGCCUGUGCACUUUGUCAGUGGCGGAAGCAGCGGAGGGACGGGAACCGACGAGAAGGAGAACGACAAGGAUCGCAGGAGAGGGGAUUCUUACGGUGGGAGACAGCUGGACUAUGAACACUCCUCCUACGGCAGCACCAGCAGAAUGCAGGGCUCCUCGUCCUUGAGGCCUGCGUUUGACAGAGUGCCGUCGUACGCGUCUGACUCUUGGGGUUCCCACAGAGACAGGGACAGGGAGCUCUCUUCAGGUAGCACCAGUGGCUUGGGGUAUGGGGCCCGUGGUUCAUCUUCAAACUUCAUGGCAAAAACACAGCAGGACUACACAGCUAAAUACGAAGCCCAUAGCACCUCCAGAAACUCGGACUCUUACUCUCAGCCCCACAAGUAUAAUGGUUACGGGGCAGGUAGCAGAUCUGGAGGCUGGGAUUCAGGGCGUCAGGGUCUGGGGUACGGCCAUCAGGACAGACCGUCGUCCAGCAGGCCAUUCAACAGAGUCUACAACAGCCCGGGCAGGAGCAGUCCCAACGUGUCCCAGUUGGCGUACUCGUCCCAGCCUCAGCCCAUACCUCAGUCAACGCUAGAUGAGAAGCAGAGGCUGAUUGCCAAUGUAGCGUCUGCGCUGGCUGGUGCCUUCAGGGACCCUGUGAUGAUGACUGGGAGCGACUCGCCGAACUAUAAUUUCAUGUUGAGCCGCAGCAUACAGGCCUGCAAAACCAACCCCGAGUACAUCUACGUCAACCUGAAGGAUAUUCCUGCGGCUGACCUACCGAAGAACAGAAAGGUACCAACAGACGGUUACGCCUGUGAGCUGAGGUGUCAGGGAGUGUAUCUCGCCACUGGAUACUCGGGCAGUAAAAACGGAGCGAGGGACCGGGCCUCCGAGCAGGCCGUGAAACUCUUCCUGAAGCCAGUGGAGGUCCGCGUGGUGCAGCGGAGAUACAGACACUCCAUAGUCAACGACAUGGUGGUGUGCCAGAUGCACAGCCCGACGCCGGCGUUUCUACCCGCGCUGCGCAACCCCGAGGACAAACCGACCCCCAGCUCCAAGGGCCAGUACGAGCCCGACAAGCGCAAGCACUGGACAGAGUUCGUGGUCAUGGACAACGCCCACGACGCCAUCUGCAUCCUGAACAACUCGGCGGCUUUCAAUCGCAUGAAGAUAGACUACAAGUUCGACCAGCUCCCCAACGACGCCGUGUGGCUCUGCAGCGUGUUCCUGCAGGACGAGCUGGUGGCGCAGGCCACCGGCACCAAAAAGAGCUCCAAACACGCAGCGGCUCAAGAAGCCGUGACCAAACUCCGCAUGAAUCAGGCUCAACGGCAGCAGCAGCAGCAGCAGUCCCAGUAUAGAGGAAACAAUCAGUCCGACUCCGGAGGACGCUUUGGGCAGCAGGGCGGCAAAAGGAAGCAUCUGAGUGAGCUGGUGAUCCUGGAGAACUCCGACAACGCCAUCUGCAUCAUCAAUGACACGGCUCAGUUUAACAAAGUCACCGCUGAUUACAAGUUCACCUUUCUGCCCGAUCGGCGCUGGAGGUGUGAGGUUUACCUAGAGGGGCAGUUCGUCGCUGCAGGGAUCGGUCCAAAGAAAUUAGUGAAGCACAUCGCAGCAGUGGAGGCCUUGGCCACUUUAAGACAGACACAGGCUGUGGUCAAAUCCAACCUCAGGAAGGAAGGUCACACCGACGCCAUAUCUCGCUCUCAGAUCCUGGCUCGCUCCGGGGAGGAGGCCAUGAGGCAGGAGAUCAAAGAAGAUAAUAUCGGAAACCAGCUGCUGCGGAAGAUGGGCUGGAAGGGAGGCGGCCUGGGCCGCGACGGCGAGGGCAUCGCGGAGCCAAUCAGAGUGAAGGAGCAGUUCUCCCGGGAGGGUCUGGGCAUGGACACGGAAAAGACUGGAAACCAGCUCAGCAAGCGCGACAUCGAGGAGAUCAUCCGCAACUACGCCACCUCCGAUCGCCAGGACGACCUCCGCUUCUCCACCGACCUCACGAACGACGAGCGCAAGCAGAUUCACCAGAUAUCCCAGAAGUACGGGCUGAGGAGCAAGUCGUACGGGCAGGGCCGCCAGCGCUUCCUCGUCGUCAGCCGGAAGGUCCACAAAGACCAGCUCAUCGGUCAGCUUUUACAGGAGGGACAGGUGGGACGAUACGAGCUGGUGAAACCUCAGGCCUCGCACUAAUUUGCAUGCAGAUUAUGAAAAAAACAAAAAACCCGGGAAAAGUCAUUGGCUCGGACUUCAAAGCAGAUCAUUCUCCGGCAUAACGACGAUGUUCAAGUCGUGUGAUUUGCCGCUCACGUUAUUAAAUGAGAAUCUUUCAGGUAUGACUUGUGGUUUCUGCAUUCCUCGGCUACGAGGUGGACUUCAGCUUUAGCAGGAGCUGCGAGAGAUCAGUUCAGUGUGUCUUCUGUUGUUUCUGGUUUCCUGCCAUUCCACACGUCCUUUUAUUUGUUUCACUUUUGGACUGAAUACUAACGGGCAUUUGUGUUCCGAUGAUGCUCCAGCAUUUUUAGUUCAAAAGAGAUGAUGUAAAGAAGCUGUUUCCUCCACUUGGUUGAAAAGAAGCCAUUCAGUAUCAUAAUAAAAAAACUGAGUCAU
Messenger RNA from Salarias fasciatus (jewelled blenny), 3139 nucleotides. It is a transcript of the gene nkrf, whose product is annotated as NFKB repressing factor. The coding region runs from base 401 to 2722 and encodes 773 amino acids. The transcript has 3 exons. Gene Ontology annotation, cellular component: nucleolus; nucleoplasm. NCBI's taxonomy places the organism in Eukaryota, Metazoa, Chordata, Actinopteri, Blenniiformes, Blenniidae. Gene Ontology annotation, molecular function: nucleic acid binding. The record is from RefSeq and is a predicted model, not a curated record.